CAGUGAUCGCGACCCAUAACCCAUACAGAUCAGGCAACCACGUUCGCAGCACCGCAUCAACUUCCAGCUCGGUAUCUCAUCCACCAUCGACUCAUCAGACAUCAAUCGCCGUCGGUUUUAGCCACGUGAAGCCUCAACACGCGACUCGCCAGUGUCGGUUCUGAACCACAAUGCCGGCUCGCAAAGAAUAUGUCGCGCCCACGCGCUCAAGUAGACGCAUUGCGUCUCGCGCAUCUUCAGUCAUCUCUGAGGAGAUCUCACAAGACUCUACUGCUCUGCGCCCAGCGAAAAGCUCGGGGAUACGCAAGACUGCUCCCAAACCCAAGCGCGUGGCCGCAGCGAAACCUGCUCCCAAAGCCGCCGCGAAUCCCCCUCCUACUGCGAAAGGCAAGGGCCGCAAAGCCUUUGACGCCGCGUACAUCCUCGAACGUUGUUUCAGAUUCGGCAAAUACCACCUUAUCGACGAACUAACCAUGCCCCAAAAAGCAGUCAUUGUCAAAGCCGCCGACAAACGCGCCACAAACGCUGAGACUCGCGUCAAUGACCUUGAAAUGGAAGUCCAGGAACUUGCCGCCAUCAAUGAGCGCCUCACUCUUGAACGCAAUCUCGCUCGGGAGGAGGCCAGGAAGCGUCACCUUCGCGACAUGUUCCAUCGAGAAGAGGCGGAGAAGGCCGAGAUCGCACGCAAGGCCGCUGAGCUGGCGCAAGAGAUGGUCAAGGCACAAAAUACACAAAUUCAGCUGCAACAUAGCGCUGUCACAAAAGUGGCAAGCACCACCCCGGUUUCGGCUGCAGCGACGACACCGAUCCCAGCUGCAGUGACGACAUCGCUAUCUAACAGUUUCGCGGAAUCUUCACCCGUCGCAGCAUCAACCCCACUGCUUGAGACGACUGUUGCACGCAUCCCCUCUCUUCUUCGUCGCGUCCUCACUGGCAUCGCUUCACCAUUUGCCAAUCGAGAACCCAGUGUCGGCAGUGUCUCAUCACCAAGCUCGUCAGCAUCACCGUCCAGCUUGGGACGAUUACCCUCCUCGCGUAAGAGGCCAGCUCCAGAACCCGAGCUUUUGGAGUCUGAAGCCGCAAAUGUGCCCUCAACGCCCACGCCCAACUUCAGAGCUGCUCCCAAAACUCUGCGCGCGCCGGCGACGAUGCCAUCAUUGUUGAGCACGAUCUCUGAGCACACUGAACCGAGCGAGACGGAAGACGCGCGAUCACGUGCCACAUCUUAUGCGACUCCGUGCCGACCGCGUUCGAUCAACAAGGUUCGCGCCGCUCGCCAAAGUUUAGGAAAGACGCCCAACCGUGUCUCAAGCUCAAACAUCAACUCUGCACCGCGUGUGCGCAACGCGGACACGCGGGACAAAACGCUGCAUCCAGAGAACUAUCCAGAAGAGGCAAACAAAGAGAAUCGCGAGAUCAUUCAAAACCUGCCCGUGCCCGAAUUCCGCGCCACGAAAAGGGUCAAGAUCCACCACCUGAAAGAGAUCCCACACAAUCGACCCGGCGAUGCAGAAGGCACUUUCCGCUUUCCUGACCUGGACAGUGACGAUGAAAUGGAAGUCGACAUUGACGCGCCUCUCCGCUCCAACAUCUUCGAGGAGUCGGAGUCGAACAUCGCCGAGCAGCAGGCGCAAGUUGCCAAAGAGCAGGCACUCAUCGCAAAGGAGAAGGCGCAAGUCGAGCAAAAGCGUCAGCAGGAACAGCUUGCCCUGGAGAAAGCACAACUCGCCAAGGACCGAGAACAGCUUCUCAAGGAUCAAGCUCAAUUUGCAAAGGACAAAGCACUGGUCAGCGCAUCCCCACGCGUGGACUCAGUAGUCCGACGCGAGCUGGAUCUCUCUGCUUUUGCUUAUCCUAGACAGUCAGCCGGUGCUUCGAGCAAUGAGACGCCGCCAAGCAACGAGACCUUGCCGACCAGCGUUGACCUCAACGAAAAGACAGAGCGCAGACUCGAAGAACAAACACUCCGUCAGCGCAAUUGGCAGAUUAACCAAUGGCUGGGAGAAUGCCAACCCGAGCAUGUCGAUGGCCUGCAGAAAAAGCUUGCCGAAGUUCAAGACUUGCAAGAGGCAUUCAGUGCCCGAGAGCUCACGCUGCCCACACCCCAGCGCAUCAGUGAACUUGUCGAAGGCGAAGUCGAGCCUUAUCUUCCCGUUUGGGAAUUGCCAGAGGGUGGCGGAUACCAUCCCGAGCCCAUUCUCACCGACGAAGAGGCAGCGAAGAUGCUUGCAGACUACAAUGCCGACUACGAGCAUUGGCAAGUCACCGGCGAACACACCGAUAUCUACCUUUAG
This is a messenger RNA of Dissoconium aciculare CBS 342.82, 2294 nucleotides long. RefSeq lists its product as uncharacterized. NCBI's taxonomy places the organism in Eukaryota, Fungi, Ascomycota, Dothideomycetes, Mycosphaerellales, Dissoconiaceae. The record is from RefSeq and is a predicted model, not a curated record. The coding region runs from base 171 to 2294 and encodes 707 amino acids. The transcript is spliced from 2 exons.